Octopus sinensis (East Asian common octopus) is the source of this 6790-nucleotide messenger RNA. RefSeq lists its product as uncharacterized. The record is from RefSeq and is a predicted model, not a curated record. The transcript has 25 exons. NCBI's taxonomy places the organism in Eukaryota, Metazoa, Mollusca, Cephalopoda, Octopoda, Octopodidae. Gene Ontology annotation, cellular component: nucleus. The coding region runs from base 176 to 6664 and encodes 2162 amino acids. Gene Ontology annotation, biological process: attachment of spindle microtubules to kinetochore; protein localization to kinetochore.
UGCAGUUGUGAAUGGCGGUCGUUUCAAACCGUCUCAUUCAAACGCUUUUAACUAUGUCAUUGUUUAUGUUUCAGUCUUGAUCAAGACAAUUUAUUUUCCAGUUUUAAUGUUUAUUUAUCUAACCGCCUAGUACUGAAUAUAUUUUAGAGACGUUUCCUGGUUAAAAUAUCAAAAAAUGGGAGUGGAUGAUGAGAAUGCUGGGCGUCGCCGUUCUCGUAGGCGUUCAUCAAUUUUGAAAUUGCCUCUCUCUACAAUAGAUGUAAAUAAGCAGGUUGAAGAAAAGCCAGAAACAAAAUCAAGACGUUCUUCUAAGCGUGUGAGUUUUGCCAAUUAUGCGGAAGUCAAAGAAUUUCAUGAAGUUUCACUGUCUUACAAUAGCAACAUUGAGGACUCAGGAAACAAACAAACAUCUGAAAAUGAGAGCAAAGAACCUGAGGAUAACAAGAUAUCAGAUAUCCAAUCACUGUUGACAGGUGAAAUUAAAAACACUGCUCAUGCAGUUGAGAAUAUUUCAGACCAUGAAAGUGAUGAAGAAAUGCGCAUUGCAGUUAAUCCUGUAAACCAAAGUAUUUUGAUAUCUCCAGAAAAAGUUUCUACUACAACCUCCAGAUCAACCACUGUUUCUCAAACUAUAGAGGAUAAAGAAAACAUCAAUGUUUGCAGAGUUGAUCCUGAAGUGAAAGACUCAGUACCUCAAGCUAAGUAUGAUGCAAACAACACUGAUAAACAAGCACAAGAUACAUCAUUUCUAGAGAAAGUCAUGGCAGAUGUUCCACUAUCUUCUGCUGCUACUUCUUCAGAAAAGAGCUUGUUAUUUACAAAUGAUUUUAAUUGUCCCGCUUCAUUGAGCACUGAACUUUUUCUUUAUAAUUAUGUUCGUGUACAUACAAAAGAUGAUAGCAAGAUUCAAACACCUGAUGAGUCAAACGAAAAUGAUUCUUUAUCAGACUCUCCUCAUUUGGAUAAAUCUUUGUAUCAAGGUAACCAUACUGUUUAUUUUGAUAGGAAUGAUUCAAUGGACUUAACAAAACCUUUGGGAAAAUAUCUCACAGAUUGUAAUGAAAGCAAGGAUGAUAUUGUCAGUAGUCCUGAUGGUCAUAUAAUUGGAUACUACAAUCAAAAUAAUAGCUAUGAUGAAAAAACAAUUUAUUUCAAUAAAACUCAUUAUGCAGCCGGUAAUAUGGACUUGACAUGCUGUAACACCAUAACAAUUGCUGAUUUUCCUGAAAGUGAAAGACCAGUUGAGAUUACCAAUGUGAAGGAUGUAGAAAAUAUUGAGAAUUUUUGUGAAAACAAGCAGUUUAAUAUAGAUGAAAGUUUUUGUAAACCAACUAAAGACCUAAAUAACCCAUUAAGAUUACCAGCAGAUAAUUAUAUGCCACCCUCUUCUAAUAAUUCUAUUGUUCAGCUGCCUAGUCUUGCUUCAAAGAAUAUAAUUGACAAAAAAGACAUACCAUGUGAAUUGAAUGGAAUGCCGUCUGAUAAUUUCAAAUCAAAUAGUAAUGCAAAAGAUGGUCUUGGUUCAGUGAGUGAUUGUAGACCAAGUAUUACUAAUGUAACUGAUAGUAAAACAGGAGCAAAUGUUUUAAAGGAUGAAAAAGAACAUAUUAAGACAGGAUCAAAGAGGACCUGUGUUUCUGAAUCCUCUGACAUACCUUCAAAACAGUCAAAUACAUAUGAUAUAAUUGAACCAGCCAUUAACAAACCAACUGAAAACAAAUCUGAUUUCAAGAACCAUGUUCAGCCAGUGACUACCAGUGAAUCAGUUCCUGAGAAGUUAGUUCUUAAAGAAAGUACAGAGUCUUAUAUGGUAGAAUCUUCUAGGUCCUGUCCAAAAAAGACUCUGGUUGAUACAUCGCAGUCAACUUCAAAAGAAUUGACUGUAACUAAAUCCACCAAAUCAUUUCUAAACACGCAAGAAUUAUUUGAUUCUACUCAGUUUAAUGAUGGUAAAUUUAGUAAAUUAGCUAAAGAACUUAAAACUAGUGCUUCAAAAUUGCCAGCAGAUAACUGUAUUCUACCAUCUUCUAAUAAUUUUGAUCGGUCUAAUCUUCCCCCAAAGAAUAUAAUUGACAAAGAAAACAUGCCAUAUGAAUUAAAUGGAAUACAGUCUGUUAGUUUCAGAGCAAAUAGUACUGCUAAAGAUAAUCUUGGUUCAGUGACAGAUUUUAAAGCCACUAUUUCCAAUAUUUCUAAUACCAGAACAGAAGGAAGUGUUUUAAAGGAUCAAAAAGAACAUAUUAAAACAGGAUCAAAGAAAACAUAUUUUUCUGAAACCUCUGACAUACAUUCAAAACAGUCAAAUACACAUGAUAUAAUUGAACCGGCCAUUAAGAAGCAACAUAUUUCUGGUUCAAAUUUGCCAGCAGAUAACUGUAUUCUACCAUCUAAUAAUUUUGAUCGGUCUAAUCUUCCCCCAAAGAAUAUAAUUGACAACGAAAACAUGCCAUAUGAAUUAAAUGGAAUACAGUCUGUUAGUUUCAGAGCAAAUAGUACUGCUAAAGAUGAUCUUGGUUCAGUGACAGAUUUUAAAGCCACUAUUUCCAAUAUUUCUAAUAUCAGAACAGAAGGAAGUGUUUUAAAGGAUCAAAAAGAACAUAUUAAAACAGGAUCAAAGAAAACAUAUUUUUCUGAAACCUCUGACAUACAUUCAAAACAGUCAAAUACACAUGAUAUAAUUGAACCGGCCAUUAAGAAGCAAAAUAUUUCUGGUUCAAAUUUGCCAGCAGAUAGCUGUAUUCUACCAUCUUCUAAUAAUUUUGAUCAGUCUAAUCUUCCCCCAAAGAAUAUAAUUGACAAAGAAAACAUGCCAUAUGAAUUAAAUGGAAUGCAGUCUGUUAGUUUCAGAGCAAAUAGUACUGCUAAAGAUGAUCUUGGUUCAGUGACAGAUUUUAAAGCCACUAUUUCCAAUAUUUCUAAUAUCAGAACAGAAGGAAGUGUUUUAAAGGAUCAAAAAGAACAUAUUAAAACAGGAUCAAAGAAAACAUAUUUUUCUGAAACCUCUGACAUACAUUCAAAACAGUCAAAUACACAUGAUAUAACUGAACCAGCCAUUAAGAAGCAACAUAUUUCUGGUUCUAAUGAACUUAUUGGGGAGCCCAGAGGGCAAAAUCUUGAGUUUGCUUCAAAGUUAUCAAGUUUAAUUUGUGCUGACAAGAAUGAAUUGAAUGAUUUUAAUGGUUCAGUUGAAAAGAAAUCAGAUUUCGGGGACCGUGCUCAGCCUGUGACUGCCAGUAAGACAGUUCCAAAGGAGCUAGUUCUUUCUACAGUGUCUCAUAUAGGAGAAUCUUCCUGGUCCUGUCCAAAAAAGACUCUAGUUGAUACAUCACAAUCAGCUACAGAGGAAAUGAGCAUAAUUAAAUCCACCAAAACAGUUCCAAAUAGGCAAGAUUUAUUUGAUGUUACUGAAUUUGAUAAUGACAAAUUUAAUAAAUUAGCUCAAGAGCCUUCAACUAACACUUCAAAAUUACCAGCAGAUAACUGUUUUCUGACCUCUUGUAAUAAGCCUACUGAUCAGCCAGUUAAUAUUCCCUCAAAUAUAAUAAACAAAGUAAAUAUACCUGGAGAAUUAAAUAAUAUUGAAAGUGCGAAAAUAGAAUCUUUUAAAAUGGAUGUUCCUGUUAAUGUCAGAGGUAAGACUUUUCCAAAAGAUGAUCUUGUUUCAGUGACUGAUUUUAAACCAAGUGUUACUAAUAUAUCUAAUAGCAGAACAGGAGGAAGUAUUUUGAAGGAUCAAAAAGAACAUAUUAAGGCAGGAUCAAAGAGGACCUGUUUUUCUGAAACCUCUGGCAUACCUUCAAAACAGGCAAACACACAUGGCUCACAGGUUGGUAAAUUAACAGACUUGUCUGAUACAAUUUCCUCUCAAAAUAAAAGUAACCACAUUAAAGCAGCUGAGUCUCCAAUCAAAAAUGCAUCUCAAAUAACUUCCUGUUUGACAGAUCCUUUAGUUCAGUUCUGUGCUCAUGACAGCAUUAACAAUGAAAAGUUGAAAGAUUCUGAUACUAAUUUAAAUGGAAUGAAUGCAAGUGAUGUUAAUAUUUUAAAGACAAAAGAGAAAGCUGUUGGAUUGUUAAGUUCAUCUGCAAGUUGUGAACAGGUAAAAUACAGUUCAGGAGAAGUUACUAAUGAAAAGGAAAAAAAGAUUAAAGGUGACAUAGUUGCAAAAAAAGUUGAUAAUGUUACUGGGAUGCAAUCAGAGAAAAAACGUGUACUUUAUGUUAGUAUGAACACAAGUGGUGUUGUACACUCAUUUAAUGUAGAAAAAUCUGAGGAUUCUGCUUCAUGUUCAAAAGGAUUACAUUUAAUAGAAAAGGAUUCUGUAGAGACAAAUGAAUUUACGCCUCCUUUUCGUUCUAGUUUCACAGAAAAAUGUAAGGAAAAUGUUCCUAAUGAAAUAAUGCCAUCUUCAAAACAGCUUCCAGAUUAUCCUAAUACAGCAGUAGAUGAACAAAAUGCAAUCAGGAGUAAUGCAGACCAAACAUUAGUAUCUUGUAAUAAAGCAGAGAAAUUGUCAGAAAAUGGCAUACAGGAAAAUAAAAUACAAACUGGCAAUAAUAAUAAAAUACAAACUGAAAAACACAAAUUGAGUGCAACAAAUAAUUUGACAAAACUGCAAAAUAAACUGUUCAAUGUUGGGAAUGUCAUAGAAAAUGCGAAUAAAGGUGAAAUGAAAAAAGGUUUUAGUGAUUGUGUUUUGAAAAUAAAUACUUCAGAUGUGCCUGAUAAAUGUCAUCAACCCCAAAUUUCUUCUAAUAAUAAUUCUAAGAAAUCAAAUGACUCUUCUUUCAAUACUUCAAAUGUAUUUUCUCGAAGGCAAACAUGUUCUGAAACAAUUAGCUCAAAAUUAAUUCAAACUUCUUUGAACAGUAGUUCUUUUACUGUUAAUAAGAGCAGUUUGAUGGCUGAGAGCAGUAUACAACCAGAUAAAGUUGUUACAGAGAAGUGUUUGAGAACUGAUAUCAGUGGUACUCAAUAUGAUACAAAUAGUGUAUCAGAGAAAACUGGAUUUGAUUUUGACUAUGCUGAUGUGUCUGAUAUUAUGGAUGAGAAACCUGAUUUUUUGAUUGGAAACAUUUCUCAUGAAGAUGUUUUGAAUUUAUCACCGGAAAAUAAACAACCGCAAUCAUAUUCACAAGUACCUUCAAGAUCUGGCUCCAUGAUGACUGAUAGAAGUAUAACAGAUAUUAGAAACAGCAUUUCCACAGUGAAUAAUAUCUCAGACUCUACAUUAUGCAGUCGUCUUUUAAUGAACAUGCACUUUCCCCAUUUGGAAAAGCCUUUGUCUUUAAUGGAAGUUGAAACAAUUGAAGAUCUUCUGUUUCUGGUUGGUAUUGAUCGAGUAGGGAAUGUUGUAUUGGAGUGUCGGCAAUCUAAUAUAUAUGAAACUUCAGUGGUUACUGAGCCUCAUACCAUUGAAGAAAAAAUGGAGUUAGCUUGCGUACUUCAUCCUGAAUAUCAGUGUAUUUUGAAAAGUCAUGAACAGUUGAAAUCUGAUGGCGAAAGAUUUAUGAAACAAUUUAAAGAUCCAGAGCUUCUCUAUGGUUUCAGAAAUGUUUUAGAAGAAAGGGAAAAGACAAGUUCAAAAGAAGAUAUAAAGAAGCAACUUUUGGCAGAUUUCAAAAUGUGUAAGCAAAGAACUGAUAAGAAAAUGAAGCAGAAAAAAAUUGAAUACUUUAAUGACUUGACUUCAGCCUACACAGAUAAAUUGAAACUGAUGGAAAAAGCCAAUUCUGAAAUAGUGGACAUUACUUCAAAAUUGGACCAACAAAUAGAUAGUUUGGAUAAUGUAUUGAAAGAUUUUGAGGAAAAAAUUGAACUGUUAAAUUCUACAAGUGAAUAUUCUGAAGCUCAAAUAAAAUGUUACAAGGAAGGUAGAAAAUAUCUGGACGAAGCUGAAUCCAUAAAAAAAGAGGAAGGCAUACUUUCUUUGAAAUGCACUCAGUUAACCGCUGAGAAAGUUAAAUUAGUUGAAACCUGCAAAAAACUGGAUGAUACUUACCGCCAAUUACAGAAUGGAGAGACUCCUGAACAAUUGUCCCUUGAGAAGAAAGAUAUUGAACUUGAAAUUUAUUCCAUCUUGUCACCGUGGAAGAUCUGGGAUUUAGAAGACAAUGUUUGUAAAUGUACUUUCUGGAUUGAUACAUUGCAGCUGAGUCUGUAUACUGAUUCACUGAAGAAUGUAACUGAAAUUAAUGUAGUAACAGAUGAAGUUUGGGAAAGUUUGGCAGAUGAUCAUCCUUGGUUAUGCUUGGCACACAAUAUGAGGAAAGCAACUUUAAAAGAGGCAGAAAUCUUCAAAAAUUGCACUACUAUCGCACAAUUCUCAAAGUCGUUGCAUGUGUUCAGUGCUGAGAUGAUGAAAUUGCAGGAUUUGGCUAAAGAGAUCUAUUCUUUAUCUAUAAAGCAUCAUUUGAAACUGCAAAAUAAUUGUAUCACAAUCACAUAUUGCUGUUUAAAAAGCUUGUCCAAAGUUAUGGUGGAUUACUAUGUAGAUGCUGUUCAGUACCCUUUCAGUUUUAUCAAGUUCGAAGUAAAAUACCAGUAUGGACAGAUAAGCUGUGAAGACAUAGCACGAAGACUACGGAAGGUGCAACCAGGUUUAUGCUAUUUCACCAGACUUGUGAAUGCCGUUGACUUAGAAUUGGCUGCAAGCAAGUUUUAAAACUACAAGACUUCAUAAUGUAUAAAUUACUUUCAUUUUCAUUUCUCUAAAUGUAAUUUUAGAAUAAACAUUUAUUCAUUGUCGUGAUCAUUCCGUGGAUUGGAUGUUAGUGGUGAAGUUUCAUAA